Messenger RNA from Exophiala dermatitidis NIH/UT8656, 1626 nucleotides. RefSeq lists its product as uncharacterized. The transcript has a single exon. The record is from RefSeq and is a predicted model, not a curated record. The coding region runs from base 1 to 1626 and encodes 541 amino acids. Gene Ontology annotation, molecular function: hydrolase activity, acting on carbon-nitrogen (but not peptide) bonds. NCBI's taxonomy places the organism in Eukaryota, Fungi, Ascomycota, Eurotiomycetes, Chaetothyriales, Herpotrichiellaceae.
AUGAGAACAGUGCUGCAGAACGCCCAGGUAUUCACCGGCUCCAACGUGGAUUCUGAGAAGCUCAAACAUACGUGUAUGGUCAUCAACGACGACCUGAUCGAACAUGUCGGCUCAAAAGAAGACGAUGCAGUUGUUGCCGCAACAAAAGACGGAGCCAGACUUGUUGAUCUCACGGGUCAUACACUGGCUCCGGGGUUUGUUGACGGGCAUAUGCAUCUUCUCAUGUUCGGGACGUCUUUACAGAAAAUAAGCAUCGACCAUUGUCAGUGUCUCGAAGAGAUACAGUCUACAAUUUGGGAAGCUGCCAAAAAGGAUCGAAUCAGCACCCGCCUCAUGUGUUGUGGCUGGAUGCACUUCAUGACCGACGGGAAAGCUCUGGCGAGUGAUUUGGACGGUCUCGAUGAGCUGGACAGGCCAAUCUUUAUCGAUUCCAAGGACUUGCAUUCCUGUUGGUGCAACACUGCGGCAUUGAGAGAGAUGGGCGUUCAGGACAUGCCCGACCCGCCAGGCGGCGAGAUCCAGCGGGAUGACAAGGGUAUUGCCACGGGCCUGCUGAGCGAGGCUGCUGCAGUCGCCAUCGUCUGGCCACAUCUAGCCAAAGUGGCCUCGAUGGAGGAAAAGUUGACGGCAAUCAGCGAUGCCAUCAAGACAUACAACGCGUCAGGCUAUACGGGAAUGGUGGAAAUGGCCACGGACGAGAACAUCUGGGAGGCACUGCUGGAGUUCAGGUCUAGAGAACGACUGUCCGUCCGCCUGGCCAUGCACUGGCUGAUCUACCCUUCCAAGACAGACGAAGAAAACUUGCGACAGGUUGACCGUGCCAUUGAACUGUGGCAGAAGUACAACUUGGAGACCUCGCCCGAUUUCCGUAUAGCCGGUAUCAAGGUCAUUGGUGAUGGAGUGGUCGAUGCUUGCACCGCGGCCCUGUUGGAACCCUACACGAAGAACGGUGUCUCCUGUGGCCCGCUCUGGGACGCCGACAUGUUGAAACAAGUGGUUCACAAAGCCGACGCUGCAGGGCUUCAGUGUGCUCUGCAUGCUAUUGGCGACGCUACUGUCAAAAUGGCCAUCGACAUCCUCGAGGGCGUUUCGUCGAGUGGCCGCCGCCAUCGUAUCGAGCACCUUGAACUGACUUCUCCAGGCGAUGCGAAGCGCCUGCAAGAGGCCGGUAUUACUGCUUCGGUGCAAGCCGUGCAUGCUGACCCAGCCAUCCUGCGCGAAUGGACAUCUCUACUCGGCGAGAAAAGGAGAGGUCGUGCUUUCGCCUACCGGGAAUUCCUGGACGAAGGUGUCAGUCUGGCCCUGGGCACUGAUGCACCUACUGCACCCAACCUCCCUCUACCGAACAUGUACAUCGCGACGACGAGACGGUCAGCGAGGGAACCGGAGUCAACUGAGGUGGUCAAUCGGCACUUUGCCUUGCCCUUGUUGAGUGCCUUUUCAGCAGCCACCUACGGUGCGGCAUAUUCUUGUUUCAUGGAUACCAUCACUGGCAGAUUGGCCCCCGGAAUGAAGGCAGAUUUCGUUGUGCUGGACAUGCAGUGGGCGCCAGAGACAUUGCUGCAAGCCAAAGUGCUUCAGACAUGGUUUGACGGAAAGAAGGUAUUCGACGCGGAAGAACUAUAA